AUGGAAUCAUCUUCUAAGCACAUGGUAAGUCUCUUGAAGAUUGAAUCUCCUACGUCCGGAUGGGUGAAACCCUUGAAAGAUUUGCUCAAAACCAUUGAUGGUGUUGCUUUCAAGAUAGACAAACGAAGUAAAACGGUAUACAUAUAUGGGAAAACCAAUCCAGAAAUAAUACUUGAAAAGAUUGCAAAAGCAGGCCAAAAAGCUGAGAUUGUAUGGAGCGAUCACAAACAACGCAAGAAACCUCUAGACAAUCAAAGAGGACAUCCGAUGCAACAAUGCAACAAUUACCAUCAACAGUAUUACAAUGGUCCUCCUCCUCCCUGGAUGUAUCAACAACCUCCACCGUAUCAAAGUUAUGCUCUUCCACCUCCAUAUCCACUUCAACUUAAUCCCCCGCCGCCACUACCAGUACCAAGUGGUCCCCAGCCAAAGGAGCCUGCAGCUAAGAGUUUCCCGCCUACGCCACCUCCGCCUAAGAACUUUACUAUGGGUGAUUUACAUCCAGGAUGUGGGAUCAUGUGAAGCGUAAUGGUUUUUUUUUGUUUAUCAUUCAUAAUCUAAUUAGUCAAAAGAAUCAUAAUGAGUUUUUUUUAUCAUUCAUGAAUUUUUUGUGUUCUUUUUAAUAUAUACAAAUCUUGUGUUGAUUGCUUAAAUAUACUGCCAGAUAUAAUGGUCAAGUUUCUUGAGAUUCCAUCGUGUAACCUGCAACUUCAGUAGAUAAGAUUCCAUUGUUUGGGUGUUAUAAAUAGAGAGCCUUUAUAAUUUUUUAGUUUCAUCCUGUAAGAAUAGUUUCAAUGAUAUUAUUUUGU
This is a messenger RNA of Brassica napus (rape), 809 nucleotides long. RefSeq names its product branchpoint-bridging protein. Lineage: Eukaryota; Viridiplantae; Streptophyta; Magnoliopsida; Brassicales; Brassicaceae. The record is from RefSeq and is a predicted model, not a curated record. The transcript is spliced from 3 exons. Gene Ontology annotation, molecular function: metal ion binding. The coding region runs from base 1 to 522 and encodes 173 amino acids.